UUGUGAUUUAGCCUAGGUAUCUACGGUUAGACGGUAGAAAAGAGGAAAGAGAAAAAGAAAGAGGAAGCAAGGAAAGGAGCAAGAAUGUCCUCAUCUUUCAACGCAAAAACAGAUGUAGGACUUAAACGGUUGGGUUUUCUUAUAAAGGGCUGGAAGGAUAGUAAGGGGUUAUGUUGUAAGAUCUUUUGUUUGUUUUUUUCCUUUUCUCUUUCCUUCGCUCCUAAGGUCGUCUAAAUUUCUUGAUAUCAUUGGAAAUCAUUGCAUCCCCUCUCUUGGGACUCUGUCUCUAUCUCCGGGGCCAAAGAUUACGAUGAAUAUACGAUGAGGAUUGAAAGAGGGAAGAGGCAAAGAUGAUAUAAAUAUGGAACUGAGCUAAUCGGGUUGACUCCGUAUAGGGAUGGGGUCAUGGUCUCUUACCCUCUCUUUCGCUUGCAGUGGAUGAGACGCUUCAUACGGAGAAUAUUACUACGUUUGUUUUUAAACCGACGGUGCAUCAUUGGUUUGUUGUUAUAUUUUAUUUUCUCGUUAUUAUAUCCCUUUCCUUUCCUUUCGUUUCCUCUCAUAUUUAAUUCUCUUCAUCACACGAGCCCCUUUAUUCCUCUCUACCUCAACCCAAUCCCCUUCUUCCCCUUAACCCCCUAAAAAAACAAACCCCACUAACUCCACCAACCCACUAGCAACGGAAUGGGCACCGUCCACGGUGGUUGCAUCUCCACCGUCUUCGACGUCUGCACAUCUGUAGCCCUAAUGGGAAGAUACAGUGAUGCUAAUUGGGGCGGAGGAGGUGUAAGUCGUGGAUUGAACGUUACGUAUUUGAAAGGGAUUAUUGUUAAAGAUGAGACAGGAGAAGGAGAGAGUGAAAAUGAUGUAUUGGUUGAGUGUGAAGUUGUAGGUGGAGUGGGGAAGAGAAAUGUGGUUUUGAGGGGUGAGUUGAUGUUUAAGUUUUUGUUUUGGGGAGAUGGAGGAAGGUGGUUUGUUCUUUUGUCUUGUUUUUUUUCUCUGGUCGAUUUCUUGUUUUAUCGUUUGUGUAUCUUGUUGCAUAUAGCUUGGCUAAUCCUCAUAAUACCCCUUUCACAUACCGAUCAUCCUCCUCAUCAUCCUCAUCCUCCUCAUCAUCAUCAUCAUCAUCUCACUAUCCCUCAUAUCAUUCUCUCCUAACCACAACCACAACACCAAAACCAAAACCAAACAAAGAAAAGAAACAAAUGAACUAACCACCCACACUUCACUUCAGGAACAAUGAAACGACGCAAUGGACAAGUAUUAGCUAUAUGUGAACAUAGCAAGGUUAAUAUCGUGAGGGUAGAGUUACCAGGUGAGAAGAAGGGAUUGAGGGGAGAGAAGAAGGAAAAGGAGGCGAAGUUGUGAGUGUCAUGUGGUUUUGUGAUGUGUGUGAUGGGAGAUUUAGAGUUAGAGGGGACGGGUGGGAAGGGUGGGGAGGGGCAGAGAGGGGAGGAUAGAUGGAAUGGGUGAGCGGGCGGAAAGAUAAAUAUGAUGAGGGGGAUGUGUAGAUGGGUAUUAUAAAGAAGAUAUAUAGAAAAAAAAAGAGUGAGAAAGAGAUAACCGGGUUAUAUUUAUUAUAUAUUAAAAAUAGAAUAUAAUAUAUAUUUAUAAUACAAAAUAUAAAA
This is a messenger RNA of Sclerotinia trifoliorum, 1628 nucleotides long. Lineage: Eukaryota; Fungi; Ascomycota; Leotiomycetes; Helotiales; Sclerotiniaceae. The record is from the annotation of a GenBank genome assembly.